This is a messenger RNA of Dimorphilus gyrociliatus, 1316 nucleotides long. The record is from the annotation of a GenBank genome assembly. NCBI's taxonomy places the organism in Eukaryota, Metazoa, Annelida, Polychaeta, Dinophilidae.
AGAAUCAGUUUAAUAUUCAAUGCGAUAAUCUUUUGUUUUUCCAUGAAAAUAUAUACAUUUUUAUUCUUCCAUUGUAGUUAUCUAACAAUGUGUAGAAGAUGAACAAUCAUAAUCACGGAGGUAAUUACAAUGGCUAUGCCUACUCUAGAGCCAAGUCAGAGCCCGACGUCGAUUUGAAUUACCAGAGUAUGAUUGUGACGAAUUGCAUUGAUAUUCCAACGACGUCAACUCCGGAAGAAGGUCAUAUCAAUAAGAAAUUACCAAAAGAAUUAUUGUUGAGAAUAUUUUCUUUCCUUGAUGUUGUGGCACUAUGCAGAUGUGCACAAGUAUCAAAGUAUUGGAAUAUGUUGGCUUUAGAUGGAAGCAACUGGCAGAGAGUGGAUUUAUUUAAUUUUCAAGUAGCAAUCGAAGGUCGAAUUGUGGAGCACAUAGCUCAUCGAUGUGGUGGAUUUUUAAAAUCCCUUGGUUUAUGUGGUUGCAAACAUGUAACAGAUGCAGCUUUGGUAACUAGUAGACAUCUUGGCCAGUACUGCGUUCGUUUGGCCAAUCUAAAUCUUGAAUCCUGUAUUGAAAUAACAAAUCAAUCCCUAAUCUCAAUAGGAACUGGUUGUCCUCAUUUGAUACACCUUAACAUAUCCUGGUGUGUCAAUAUCACAGAUGAAGGAUUACAUUCGAUUGGACAAGGAUGCAAAGACCUAGCACAUGUUUUAGCAAAAGGUUGUACAAAUGUAACCGAUGAAGGAAUUGAAAAGCUAUCACGGGGCUGCAAAAAUUUACAACUAAUUAACUUGAGAAACUGCCGGAUUACUGAUGUUGCUAUUGAGCAUAUCAGUACCUAUUGCCGACAGUUAAAAACUUUAUGUGUAUCUGGUUGUUCGCAAUUAACAGACGCUACUUUGGUAAGACUAGGAGAAGGAUGUCAUGACUUGAAGACACUAGAAGUUGCAGAGUGUACACACUUUACAGACAACGGCUUUCAAGCUCUAGCUAGAAAUUGCCAUAACUUAGAAAGAAUGGACCUUGAAGAAUGCAAUCAAAUAACUGACGCAACUUUAGCUCAGUUAGCAAUGCAAUGUCCAAUGCUAUCUCAGAUAAGUUUAUCUCAUUGUGAACUGAUUACUGACGAAGGAAUUCGGCAUCUGGGAAGCGGACCGUGUGCCACUGAGAAUUUAAGUGUUCUAGAACUAGAUAACUGUCCUUUAAUUACUGAUGCUAGUUUAGAUCACUUAAACGCUUGCCAAGGUUUAAAGCGAAUUGAGCUAUAUGAUUGUCAGCUGAUAACAAGAGCUGGAAUAAGAAGGCUUAAGGUUAGUUAA